ACCCAUGGAGCGGAACAGCGGGCCGGAGGCUGGGCCGGAAGCGGAGCUGGAGGAGGGGGAGCCCGAGGUGAAGAAGCGGAGACUCCUGUGUGUGGAGUUUGCUUCCGUCGCGAGUUGCGACGCCGCUGUGGCUCAGUGCUACCUGGCCGAGAACGACUGGGAGAUGGAAAGAGCGCUGAACUCCUACUUCGAGCCGGCCGUGGAGGAGAGCGCUUCAGAAAGCCGUCCUGAGUCCCGCUCUGAGCCCGAGUCCUGUGUUGACCUAACCAAGGAAGAGACAAAUGAUUCCGUUCGUUCUAAAACCAGCACAUCUGAAGAUAAAAGUGUUCAGCAAGAAGAUGGCAGCGUAUUCUCUUUCAUUACCUGGAAUAUUGAUGGAUUGGACAUGAACAAUCUGCUAGAGAGAGCUCGAGGGGUGUGUUCAUAUUUAGCUUUGUACAGCCCUGAUGUGAUAUUUCUACAGGAAGUUAUUCCCCCAUAUUAUGCCUACCUAAAGAAGAAAGCAAGUAGUUACGAGAUUAUUACAGGUCGUGAAGAAGGAUAUUUCACAGCUAUAAUGUUGAAGAAAUCGAGAGUGAAGUUUAAAAGCCAAGAAAUUAUUCCUUUUCCAAAUACGCAAAUGAUGAGAAACCUUUUGUGUGUGCAUGUGAGUGUGUCAGGAAAUGAGCUUUGCCUUAUGACUUCUCAUUUGGAAAGCACCAGAGGGCACGCUAAGGAACGAAUGAAUCAGUUGAAAAUGGUUUUAGAGAAAAUGCAAGAGGCUCCAGAAUCAGCUACAGUUAUAUUUGCUGGAGAUACAAAUCUCAGGGAUCAGGAAGUUACCAAAUGUGGUGGUUUACCCAACAACAUUUUGGAUGUCUGGGAGUUUUUGGGCAAACCUAAGCAUUGCCAGUAUACAUGGGAUACACAAAUGAACUCUAAUCUUGGAAUAGCUGCUACUUGUAAGCUUCGUUUUGAUCGAAUAUUUUUUAGAGCCUCAGCAGAAGGUGGCCACAUUAUUCCCCAAAGUUUGGACCUGCUUGGGCUGGAAAAACUGGACUGUGGUAGAUUUCCCAGUGAUCACUGGGGUCUUCUGUGCAACUUAGAUGUAAUAUUGUGAACUGCUUUUCAAAUACGAGUUUUAAAUGUUUGGAGUGAUUUUGUUCUGUGAUUAUAAUUUCAAUUAUAAUUUCUAUCUGUCCUGGAAAGGUAGUUUAACAAGGAGGAGUUAUAAACUGGAUCACUGUAACAGAAGGAAAAACUACUGUGAUUUUACUUUGUGGAUUGUGUCCUCAGAUUUCAGAACUAAAUCUUAAUAUUCAUUUAAACUAAAGCAUACCUGUGUUGAAAACGUGAGGCCUCUUAAUGCAAGGUCACAAUGACUACCAGAGCUUUUAAUAGUGCUCGUUGCUGCUGGCUGGAUUUCAAGCAGGGCCACAUUUUGUCUGUGGACUAGCCUUUAUAUUAGAUUUAUUUUUUAAAUCAGCUAACAAAAUAGUUAUAUUUUAAAUAAGUCUUCAAAAAAAAGAAAAAACGGGUUACAGAGUCCUUGGGAUUGGAUCUUUUAAUACUAUUUCAUAAAUCCAGAUAAUCUGAUAGUUAUCAUCCAUCAGAUUUUUUGUCAGUUAACAGUACCUAAUUGGUAAGCUAGAAAUGAACUCAUGAUUUAAAAUCCCUUAACUUAAAAAAAUUUGUGUUUGUAGUUUUGUUACCGAACAGAGGCAAAGUUAGGCUUGAUAAUGAUUAAAGUCAGUUUUCCAGAGGCAUUGGGCUUUUUUCUAAGAGAAAAAUGUGUAAAGAGAAAUAGCCAUUUAGUUUUACUGCUUGUAAAACUGAAUUUUUUCAGGAGGUUAAUAAGGAACACUUCUACAUGUGCUUUAAGGAAACAUUUUUUUUCUUCCCCAAGAGAAUAUACUUUAAAUAAAGAAUUUUGCUUGUUUAUAGUUUGUUUUAACAUGCUUUUGUGCUCAUGAUGCAAUUGAAAUUAUUACCUGCUUCCUGUUUCUGGCUCCACAGCUACUGCAGCUUCACCUUUGUGUGGAAAAAAACAGCUUUCUACAUUACUUCUCAUUCUGCCAAGUAUUACCAAGAAUAUAUUGACUUCCUCAGUAACAGAAAGGAAAACUGGUGGUAAAUAAUUGGAAUGAGAAGUGGCAGAACCUUGUUUUCAUCAGGAGUGUCAAAAUUAACAAACACCUUAAAAAAGACAAACUGAAUUUAUACAUACAAUGUGUCAUAAUGGAAAAGAGUUGUAUAUGUUAAUCAUUUAAGAAAAUGAUAAUUAAUGCUAAUCUUUUAGCAUAUAUUAUGAAAGCUAUAGUUCAUUUUUGUGAGAAAAGGAUGUUUGGGGCACAAACUGCUUAUUCACUUGAAAGAAGAAUUAGAAGAACUCUACCACACUUCAUAUUACCAAAAAAAAAUCUGGAUAAGUGACGGGCUAAAUAUAAAAAAAAUAUAGUACUGUGUAUUAGAUAGAUUAAAUAAUUACCAAGUUGUUUUAAAAACUG
This is a messenger RNA of Odocoileus virginianus texanus, 2486 nucleotides long. NCBI's taxonomy places the organism in Eukaryota, Metazoa, Chordata, Mammalia, Artiodactyla, Cervidae. The record is from RefSeq and is a predicted model, not a curated record.